UGUGCAGGCAUGCGCCACAAGUAUUAGACAAGUUAAGUAGCCUAUUUGGUGUGUACUAAUUAAAUAGUAGGUGAUGUCAACGCGCCUUAGACUUUGCAUACCAAAACAAAUUAAUUAAUUAAGGACAUCGUCUCUGCAUUUUUGUAAUACUAGUGGCAACUCUUGGGUGCUUUAUGGUACAUAGCUAGAUAUACAUUGUUAUCUCACUCUGCAACGGAUUGCAUGGUCAAAUGCCUGAAUUUCUAGUACGCGCGUGGUAUCUACCCUGACGUACCAUGCAGCGCUAGCAGUAUUAUCAACUCAAAUCCACACGUAACAGUCAGAAAAUGUCAUGUUAAAGUCAUUAUAUACCAAACCCAUAUAUUUGUCUAUCGCUCGUUCGCGAAGGAAGCUGCAUCGAUCAUCUUGAUAGAGUGUCAUUGUGCACUACAGCCUUGCAUCCAUUGUGUCUCCGGCACUAUAUAUAAGUGCCAAUGCCAUCUACAAUUUUGCAUCCAUCCCAUUCUUCAAUCUAACAAGUUCAAAAUGGCCAGAACCAAGUUUGUAGCUCUUAGCUUCGUCGUGCUACUGAGCAUUGGGCUGUCCAAUGCUUUGCCACGGAAAUAUGCUAGCGCCGGGGGCGGCGGUGGAGGAGGGGGAGGUGGUGGUGGGUCAGGGAAUGGUUCUGGAUGGGGAUCUGGCUCUGGCUCUGGGUAUGGCCAGGCAAGUGGACCCGGUGGGUAUGCUAGUGGAGGCGGUGGUGGUGGAGGAGGCGGUGGUGGAGGCGGAAAUGGUGGAUCUGGGUAUGGUUCAGGAUCUGGUUCUGGGUAUGGUCAAGCUGGAGGAUAUGGGCCUUAUGGAGGCUAUGCUCAAGGAGGUGGCGGUGGUGGCGGAGGCGGCGGUGGACAAAAUGGUGGGUCUGGGUAUGGUUCAGGUUCCGGUUCUGGCUAUGGUCAGGCCGGUGGAUAUGGUCCUUACGGUGGUGGAGCAUAUGCUCAAGGAGGUGGCGGCGGUGGAGGCGGCGGUGGUGGUCAAAAUGGUGGUUCUGGAUAUGGUUCCGGUUCUGGCUAUGGUCAGGCCGGGGGAUAUGGUCCAUAUGGUGGAGGAUAUGCUCAAGGAGGAGGCGGUGGUGGAGGUGGUGGUGGUGGACAAAAUGGCGGGUCAGGGUAUGGCUCAGGCUCUGGUUCCGGAUAUGGUCAAGCUGGUGGAUAUGGGCCAUACGGCGGAUAUGCUCAAGCAGGCGGUCAAGGUGGUGGCGGUGGUGGUGGACAAAGUGGCCCAGGCGGUAGUGGUUCCGGAAGUGGCUCAGGAAGUGGAUCCGGAUCCGCCGGUUGGCACCCAUAGAGCAUUCAUUUGAUCCGGCAUGUCAAUUAAAUGGCUACAUCGAUACUACUGAUUGUGAUUGCUGAAGAUACAAACGGGUUGUGUGCAUUUAAAUAAUACUACUUUGCCAUGGCUGUAUGUAAUAAAAGUAGCCAUCUUGCAUUGCAUAUGCUGCUGCUAUAGCAAUGUAAGUGUGCUUGUAUAAUCUUUGUGAAAUUUGUUAUUUGUUGUCUUACAAAGUAUAUGAAUAAAUCCAGGGUCUAGGUCUCUAGGCUCAGCAUGGAAAUGUGAUAAUAUAAUCCGUGGUUAGUGAA
Oryza sativa Japonica Group (Japanese rice) is the source of this 1616-nucleotide messenger RNA. RefSeq names its product putative glycine-rich cell wall structural protein 1. NCBI's taxonomy places the organism in Eukaryota, Viridiplantae, Streptophyta, Magnoliopsida, Poales, Poaceae. The record is from RefSeq and is a predicted model, not a curated record.